GGCGAGCUGGCCAUCAAAGAGUUCGAGGCGCUCCGGUCGCGGCUGAAGACGCUCGGCGGGUCGACGACGGCCGUGUGCUUGUUCAACCUCCGCCAGGACCCGGGCUUCCUCGCGACGACCGCGGGGAGCCUGCCCUACGUCGCGACGCACCCCGACGUCUUCGCGGACCUGCCCCUCACCUUCGACUCGCUCCACAAGACCGUGGACCAGCUCGUCACGGAGCCGUUCCUCCGGAACUUCAUCGACACGAUGUGCAUCUUCUGCGGCUUCCCGGCCAAGGGCGCCAUGACGGCCCACAUGCUCUACAUCUUGGAGCGCUUCUUCGAGCCGGGCUGCUCCUACUCCGUGCCCAAGGGCGGCACGGAGAACAUCGCGCGGGCGCUGCACCGGGGCGGCGCGCAGUUCGGCAUGGACAUCUCCCUGAACACGCACGUCGCGGAGAUUUUAGUCGAGGGCGGCCGGGCCUGCGGCGUCCGGCUCAAGAGCGGCAAGGUCAUCCGCGCGCGCAAGGCCGUCGUGUCCAACGCGACGCCCUUCGACACGGUGAAGCUGCUCCCGGCGCAGGACGAUCUGGACCCGGAGAUGCCGGGCUUUUCCGCGCUCCAGGAGUGGCGCCAGACGCUGGGCACGCUGCCGCGCCACGGCGCCAUCCUCCACCUCUUCGUCGCCGUCGACGCGGAGAAGGUCACGGCGAAGAACCCCGCGCACCUCAUCGUCCAGGACUGGAGCCGGUCCAUGCAGGACUCGCAGAAUCUCUGCUCCUUCUUCAUCCCGUCGCUCCUGGACCGCUCCGUGUGCCCCGAGGGCAAGCACGUCAUCCACGUCUACUCGUCGGGCGGCGAGCCCUACGAGCCCUGGGAGCAGCUCGAGCCCGGGUCAGAGGCCUACGAGGCCUACAAGGAGGAGCGCGCGAACAUCCUCUGGGAGGCGCUGGAGAACUGCAUCCCGGACGCGCGUCAGCGCGCCGAGUUCCACAUCGUCGGGUCGCCCCUCGCGCACGAGGCGUUCCUCCGCCGCGACCGCGGCACCUACGGCAUGGCCUGGGCCGCGGGCACGUCCGCGCCCUACGCGGGCCUCCUCAAGUUCACGCCCAUCCCCUUCCCCUUCCCGAACCUGAAGACGCCCGUCGACGGCCUCCUCCGCUGCGGCGACUCGUGCUUCCCGGGCAUCGGCACGCCCAGCGCCGCCGCGUCCGGCGUCAUCGCCGCGAACACGAUCGUCAACGUCGAGACGCACAUCGCCAUGCUCGAGGAGACGGCGAAGAAGGACCCCAUGUACAAGUUCCUCAGCCCCGGCCCCUUCCAGUGGCUCUACCGCGGCCUCGUCUCCCCGCUCACGCCCUCCAAGGAGCUCCGCGGCUCCGGCGUUUUCCAGCCCUCGUCGGGCGGCCGCGUCUCCGCGGCCGCCGAGGCCGCGUCGCGCUAG
Molecule: messenger RNA, 1425 nt
Organism: Aureococcus anophagefferens
Lineage: Eukaryota; Pelagophyceae; Pelagomonadales; Pelagomonadaceae
Exons: 2
Biological process (GO): carotenoid metabolic process
Molecular function (GO): oxidoreductase activity
Source: RefSeq, a predicted model, not a curated record